This is a messenger RNA of Protobothrops mucrosquamatus (brown spotted pit viper), 1596 nucleotides long. It is a transcript of the gene TDRKH, whose product is annotated as tudor and KH domain containing. Lineage: Eukaryota; Metazoa; Chordata; Lepidosauria; Squamata; Viperidae. The record is from RefSeq and is a predicted model, not a curated record. Bases 1 to 1596 code for a protein of 531 amino acids. The transcript is spliced from 12 exons. Gene Ontology annotation, molecular function: RNA binding. Gene Ontology annotation, biological process: spermatogenesis.
AUGGCUGGCCAGCGGGGCACCUGGGCCGGAGGCCUCACCUGGCUGCAGAAGAUCGCCCUGGCCCUGGGCAUCCCAGCCAGUGCUGCCAUCCUCUACAUCUUGUACCGCCAAUACCGGGAGGAGCAAGAAGAGCGGAUCCCCUUUGUGGGAGAGGACGAGAUCGAAUUUGUGAUGAAGGUGCCCCAGGAAGCCGUGAAGUUCCUCCUGGGGCGGCAGGGGGCCAAGGCGAACCAGCUGCGGAAGGACACCCACGCCCGCAUCAACAUCAACCUGGAUGAUUCCGGCGAGGAGCGGCUGAUCCGGAUCGCGGGCUCCCCCGUCCAGGUGUGCAGGGCCAAAGCCGCCAUCCACCAGAUCAUGGAGGAGAACCUGCCUGUGGCGGAGAAGAUCUCCGUGCCGAUUCGGGCCGUCGGGCGCAUCAUCGGGAAGGGUGGCGAGAGCGUGCGGGCCAUCUGCCGGACCACGGGGGCCAAGAUCGAGUGCGACCGCGAGGAGGAGGGCGUCCUGUCGCUCACCCGCCUCAUCACGCUCACUGGGACGCGCAAGGAGGUCCAGGCCGCCAAGGAACUGAUCCGGGAAAAGCUGUUGGAGGACGAAGCUUUCCGCAACAAGCUGUCGCAAGCGGCCAUGUCCCGUAUGCAGCGGAAACAGCCGCUGGGCACCCGGAGGGAGAUGGCGGCUGGCGACCAGGGAGAGCGGCCUUACUCGCACUCAGAACCUCCCGGUCGAGCGCCGGAUGCUGAGUACCUCCCCCAAGAGGCUGGCGACGGGCCCCCCGAUUAUCCUGCAGGAGAUCCCCAAGAAUCGAGCGGAGCGGGGGCCCCAAUAAACCCCUGGCCUGCGCUGAGCUCCGUCUUGGAAGUGCCCAGCCCGGAUUUCAACCUCCAGGCCAAGGAUCACCUGGAGGUCUACAUCUCGGCCUCGGAGAGCCCCAGCCAUUUCUGGAUCCAAAUUAUCGGCACCAAGGCCCUCUAUCUUGACAAGCUCGUCCAGGAGAUGACCAAAUACUACGACGGCAGCGACGACGGCGAGGUGAGCGUGCAGGUGGGGGACAUCGUGGCGGCCUACUAUCUGGAAGACCAUUCCUGGUAUCGGGCCGAGGUCUUGGGGAUCUUGGACAACGGCAACCUGGACCUUUAUUACGUAGACUUUGGGGACAACGGGGAGGCGCCCCUGGAGAAGCUUCGGCUGUUGCGGGGUGAUUUCCUUGGCCUCCCCUUCCAGGCCAUCGAGUGUAGCCUCGCUGGUGUGGCCCCUGCCGGCCCGUGUUGGGAAGAGGCCGCCCUGGAUGAGUUUGACCGCCUCACCCACUGCGCCCAGUGGAAGUUGUUGUUUUGCAAGAUCUGCACCUACCAGCCCGUGGGGAGCAGCGUGCGGCCGUACGUCCGUCUGUUCAAGCCCGCCAACGGGCAGUUUGUCGACGUGGGAGAGGAACUGAUCCGGUUGGGCUACGCCGUGCAGAAGUUGUCGGACGGGGACGGGGAAGCCUCGAGGGACCUGCCCGGAAACCUGGCCAACCUUGCAGGGACGUCGUUAGAGAAUCUGUCAGAAACGGCCUCCCUGUCGGAAGAGGAGGAGAACACGGUGAUGCUAUGA